Messenger RNA from Solanum pennellii, 372 nucleotides. RefSeq lists its product as uncharacterized. Lineage: Eukaryota; Viridiplantae; Streptophyta; Magnoliopsida; Solanales; Solanaceae. The record is from RefSeq and is a predicted model, not a curated record. Bases 1 to 372 code for a protein of 123 amino acids. The transcript has 2 exons.
AUGGGUAGUUUAGCUUGCUUGAGUGUAUCCAAUAGACCUUUGGCUAAGAAAAUUCAAACCUUGAAAUUUAAGUUUAUGCAGUUUGACAUCUUGGAAAAAGGUGGAGUGUUAGCUAGCAUUGAGGUGAGGGCCACAUUUGUUGAAGAUAUCAAGGCCAAACAAUUUGAGCAUGAGAAUUUGAAUGAGCUAGAAAAGAAAACAGUGUUUGAUAAAGACAUUGAGUAUGAGGAGAAAUCGAUUGCAAUUCUAGAUCGCCAUGUCCGAAAGAUGAGAAUCAAAGAGAUUAAGUCUGUGAAGGUUCAAUGGAAGUAUCUUCCAUUUGAGGAAGCUGCUUCGAAAAUCGAAAAAGACAUGGGAGACAAGUAUCUCUAG